CCGCGUCUUCCUUAAUCGCAGAGUCUCUUUUGUUUCCUUCAAAAAAGUUUCCACCCAUCCAAACAGAUUAAGAUGAAAGAAAUGGACCCAGAUAUCACCCUCUGGAUUCUUGAGUUCCUCGCUCGACAACCAGUCUCAAAACUCCUCCUCAACAAGCUCAUUACCAACACCCAUGUCCCCAUGUCAUCAGCAAUCAACAAUCCACGCUUCAAGAAAACUCUUACACUCCGUUCAAUCCAAGACGAGAUUGCCAACGGCACCUCCGAAACAAUUCUCGAAUCACUCGAAAUAAUCGAAGAAUUGGAUAAAAUUCUGAAAAUCAAAACCCUAGACUCCAUGAAAAAGGCCUACUGUGCAGUGGCAUUGGACUGUACUAUGAAUCACUUGUUGAAUGGUGGCGGAAGCCCGCAGAAGCGCGACGGAGGAGAGUUUUUCGAGGCUGUGAAGAAGAUUUGGAGGGAGAGAAUUGAGAAAUUGGAGACUUUGAAGAAGAGUGAGUUAGUUACUGAUGAGUUGAGGGAGGUAAAGGAAGAGAUGGAAGCGGCUUUGCACGAUUCUAAUGCGUAUAAGAGGUUGUUCGAGAGAGAUACGAGACAUGAGGCGGUGAGGCUUUUAAAGGAGUUUUUGAGAGAGGCAAUGGAUUUAAUGGGACCUUCUUUCCUUGAAGCGGUUGCCAGAGCUGAUAUGGAAAUGGUAGAGAAGGAAAAGGAUAGUGAUAUUAAUGGUAGAUUUGGAGUGAAAGCUGGCAAUGAAGUAAAUGUGGGUGUAGAAUCAGGCAUUCCAGAUAAGCCUGAAAGGACAGAUAGAGAUAAAGAACAUCAGAAGAAUGAUCUGCAUGAUGCUUGCAACUGUCCUGAAGGAUCAAGUCGGAUUAUGGAUUCUAAAGAAGCAGACAUGACCAUUCCUUCGAGUAAAUACAAUCCUAUCCCUACUCCUGAAAUUAAUAAAGUGAAAGAAGCACUUAAAUCCAGCUCCAUGGAGUUAAAAACAUUGGUAGAGGACCCUCUUCCUGAUGCUUUACAUCACUCUGAGGCUCUAAUGGCUGAAAUGGGAAAAAAACCCUUGAAUGACAAUAUUUCAGUUGAAAAGCAGAAUGCAGAGGAUGUAAAUGUGCCUAAUCCAUCCACUAAUGCGGUAGUCUCUGGAAUGGCAAGGGAAACCUUGAAUCCUGUUCCUUUAGUAGGACCUAAUGCAUCAGUUGCUCAAACUAUUGAAUCCAUUCAAACUAUGAAGAAUAAUUAUGGAAAUCUAAUUCCCAGCCAUCAGAGUCUUGUUCCAAAACACAGCUUAAUGGAGCGGAAUAACACUGCUUGCACAUAUGAGUGGAAUGAUUCAAUUGAUGGCUCACCUGAAGAGAGAGCCAAUCUUCACUUAGAUAGCCCUAGGAGAAAGAUCGAGUCUCCGUUGAGGAAAUAUGAAGUCCCAAAGUUUGUUAGGAGGAGAAAAAUUAAGAGGUGGAGUGUGGAAGAAGAAGAUGCAUUGAGGGAGGGCGUGCAGAGAUUUGGUGCUGGGAGCUGGAAGGCCAUUUUAAACUCUAGGAGCGACAUAUUUGAUGACAGGACUGAGGUUGAUUUGAAGGACAAGUGGAGAAACAUGACGAAAUAGCAACUCUUGAGAAAGAUUUUUGUUUUCAGAUCAAGGUAUGUAACCCUAUGUAAUGAGAUGAGAGCACUAAUUACAGUUUGCAAUCUUUUGUCUUUUUGCUUAAGGUAUAUAUGAUAAAUCCUACAUAACCUCGUUUUGUGGUGAAGUCAAGGUGUAUAUACGUUAUUACUUCUCGAAAUUGUUUAUUGGGGUGCUUGGAUGCAGCCUAUGUGCUUUCUAAAUGCUAGCUUUAGGACUCUUGGCAGGGAGCACUUUUGGUUUACAUAUAUGUAAUUGUUGUCUAAUUGUUUCCCCAUGACUGAAGACUGAAGUGUUCAUAUGUGCCUUGACUUGUUAACUGACUGAUGUACCGUGUAAAUUUUAGUAAAGGGGGAAAUUACUGCUUACUCUUGAGGUUUGA
This is a messenger RNA of Jatropha curcas, 2005 nucleotides long. RefSeq lists its product as uncharacterized. NCBI's taxonomy places the organism in Eukaryota, Viridiplantae, Streptophyta, Magnoliopsida, Malpighiales, Euphorbiaceae. The record is from RefSeq and is a predicted model, not a curated record.